AUGCGGGCAGCGAUGGCCGCCGGGUACCCGACGGUUUUGGCCAUGGCGGAGAACCCGUUGGGUUCUCCUCGUUUGGGUGGUGAACAGCUCAUCAACAUAUUUAUGCAGGUGAGUUUCCUCCACCUCCGUUUCCCCAAACAAAAUGGCUUCCACCAAAGCGUCGUGGAUGAAGACGAACUGCUCCUGUGUCCAGAGGAAAAAAAGCUGGUCUGUGGUUCUGUGGGGGAGAACCAGCCGUCUGCAGCUCUGGAGAACCGAGACUGUUCUGUGAUUCCUGUCGACAGGUCUCUGAUGUCAGACUCAUCUGAGGAAUCUCUGGACCACAUCAAGGCCUCAUACGUCUCUGGGUACAGGAUGAGGAGAGAGUUCAUUAUUACCCAGAAUCCUUUGCCUGGCACCAUAGGGGAUUUCUGGAGGAUGAUAUGGGAGCAGAGGGUUCAGCUCAUCGUGUCACUGCCUGGUACGGAGGGGGGGGAGUCAGGCGUCCUUUGGCCCCACAGAGAACCGGUAAACUACGGGACGUUCACCGUAACAGAAAAGAGCAAAACCUGCUCCAGUCUUUCCACCGAGGACGUUCUGGUGGUGCACCACUACCUACUGGAGGCCACACAGGGGGAAUCGGUCCUGGAGGUGAGACUGUGCAGCGCCCCCUGCUGGCCGGACCCUGACGGCCCCCCCAGCCGAAGCCUGGAGCUGCUCAGCCUGGGGGGGGGGGGGGGCCCGGGGGGGGAACCCCCACGGCCGUCCACGACCAGGUGGGGGGUGUGAGGUCCUCCUCCUUCUGCCUGCUCUCCUCUCUGACUCAGCAGUUGGAGGCUGAAGGUUCGGUGGACGUUUUCCAGACGGCAAAACUGCUGAACCUCAUGAGACCCGGAUCCUUCAGACACAUAGAGCAGUACCAGUUCCUGUAUAAAGCCGUGCUGGUUUUGGUGACCAGGCGGGCGGAUAAUAAAGAGGUUCAGGUCCAGAUCUCUGCAGAGGAAGGAACCAGCCUCCAGUCUCUGGUAUAAACCCAAUAAAAGAAAAAAAAAACAAGCUAUACUCUGCCAAACUUCCUGUUUGGUCAAACAGGAACCUAUUUUUUAGAGCACUUCAUGUUAAACUUUGACGUUUUGGUUUUAAAGACCUUUUUUUUGGGGAAUGGAUUUGAUAGCUGUUUAGUUUUUGUCGUUGUAUUCUUUGUCUUAUGUUUCUAACUUUGGAAAAGCUGUUUAAUAGUCCAGUUUUUAUAUAUUUUCCUGGCUUAUGACGUUUUGUUUUGGUAUUUCUAAUUUUGUAUCCAUGGCACCAAACCAAAUUGGGAAAACUAGAGAAAAGAUGCCUCUUUCAUAAAUGAAACUUUAAUUUGUUUUAUAUAAAGCUUUUUUUUUGCUGUUCUUUGUCCAUUUACCAUUUCAAAAUUAGCACUAGCACUAUAAUUAACCUGAAUAUAUAAAGAAGAACUGGGACUAAUUAAAUAAUAAUAAUAAUCUCAUGUGAGCAUUUUCAUAGUAAAUACUUUGACGUACCAAAUUUAUAUUUAUACUUUUAGAUUUUGAUAUUAGCAUUUUCAUAGCGCAUACAAAUGGUUUUAUGCUAGUUUCUUUAGCUGGAGAACAUCAAUGCUUUUAUUUUGGAUUUGUCAGAUUUAUGCUGAGUCAUGUUUGAUUAUAGUUUGAUAGUAAACUGAUGGAUUUUUAGUUUCGGGGUUUAAUGAAUACAAAUGAAAAAGAAAAGAGAUGAAUAAAGGAAAAGGAAGAAAAGGCCUGUUAUUUUGUUUUUAUGUAAGACUCUGUAAUUCAACAUAUCCCAGAAAUUAAAUGAAAUUCUGAGGGAUAAUAAGCUGUUUUUUUAAUAUUCAAGUCAAAACAAAUUCAAUUUAGUCCAAUUCAUUCAAUGCCAACCCAGGAAAGUUGGAUAAAUAAAAAACCCAAAUUAGUAGUGAGUACAAAAUCUCUGCUUUAUUUGAAUCUACUUUAAUAUAAAGAAAUGUAACGGUUCAAUCUUGAAGUAAGAAAUCCAUAGCCAAGUUUUUUUUCUACAUAAAUCUGAGACAGGAAUUUUAUAAAUUUGGUAUCUUUUUAGUCAAAGGACAGAUUCUGGGCUCCAGGUAAAGCUAUCUGGAGUCAAA
Messenger RNA from Menidia menidia (Atlantic silverside), 2110 nucleotides. The record is from the annotation of a GenBank genome assembly. Lineage: Eukaryota; Metazoa; Chordata; Actinopteri; Atheriniformes; Atherinopsidae.